GUCAUCGAACAUGAACCGCGUAAUGCAGUUUUUUUUCGUUUGACGGGUGGUGAAAUUUUUUCGAUUUUUCAACUUACCACACAUUCUUGGUUUCUCCGUGACUGGCUGCACCAGCAAAUACACCAUUCUUGCAAGUGCACUGAAGUACGAAAGGUGAAAUGUUGAAAAGCCCAAUAACCUACUACAGAGCAAAGUAUGCGUGAUAAGUGCUGGUAGGGAAAAGUGAUGUGUUGUUUUCCCAGCAAGCUCAUAUCUGCCAUUCAAUUUUCGGAUCGAUUCGUUGACUAAUUAGUGGCUAUACGAGUGUGAACUAGCACAGGUGGUUGCACUGGGAGACUAGGCUUAUCGCGAUACACCACGGCGACAAGUCAGUUUUUCGCUACAGUCGCAGUGGAAAAUUGUGGUCACAUAUGGUUCGCGAAAAUUGUGUUUUUCCUGCCCAGGGUUGACAAUUUGCAGCACAGCUGAGCCUUAUGAUGAAAGUCCUACUGUGGUAAUUAGCUGGUGCAUGUCAAUUGGAGCAGAAAAUUGAGUUUUCAUCCGCAGUUCCUUCGAGAAGUGAUUGUGAGCAAGAAAGUAAAUACGAAGCAAAAAAAAAAAGUGAGGGGGUGUUAUUAAACAGAAAGGACUUUUACUAUCGUUUGAGUUGAGUUCGAGUGCGGAAAUUGCGACUUGGUGCCGACUGGGUUGAAACUGUGGAGCAUAGUGGGAGCGGAAGGUCGAAUAGGCCAACUGGUGCUUUCUUCGGUUAGACCAGAUCGGAGGCAGGUGGCUGCCGCUGCAACACUGGAACUCAUUCGCAAAAAGAUGAAACCGUACCAACCGUCGGAGAAGCUGGUGGUGCGGGAUAGUGUCUCGCUCAGCAUGGAUGAGGACCUGAGUGACGACGUGGAGGACGAGGUAUUCAUCCGGGACGGACGCACUUGCCGGACGUACGAGGAUUGUGGAGCGAAACGACCGCUAAUGGCACCGAGAAGUCGAGGAGGAAAGAACAGCCAAUCAACAAGUUGCGGCGGAACGUCGAGUCCAAUAUUGAAAAAGUACCGACGACGGCGAUGCUGGAAUUGCUGUGAGCCGUUCUGUUACGGCUUAGCGGCCAUUACGGUGUUGAUCGGACUGAUCGUACUGGCGGCGCUGCUAUUGACAGCGUUCCCCAGUCCUCUGCAGAAGAUCAAAGUAUGGUUCCACAAGGACUCUCCGUUCGGAACUGGCAUCAUCCGGGAUAAGUUUAACAGUUUUAUUUACAGUGGAAGUGAAGGCGGGAAUUCAUCACGCGAAGUUGUCCCUUGUACGCAAAUCACAGUGCAGAAAGUGUGGACUCGCGUGGUUGCCCGUGUCAACAGCGAGAGCCCCCUGCGGAAGCUGGAUGUCAACGGUGAUGGCGUUGAAGAUGUGAUCGUCGGGUACGGGAUUGAUGAGAUGAUCGAUGAUGCCCGUGGGUUUAUUCCCAGAUGUACCUCAUUGAAGACGGGACUAACCGAUAUGUGCGGUGGAGGGUUGAUGGCGCUGAAUGGAAUCAAUGGCAGCACCUUGUGGCAACGAUGGACUUCAUUUACGAUCUUUUCGUUGAAAUGCGCGAUCGACAUCAAUUCGGAUGGACAGAGCGAUUGCGUGGCAGCCGGCAGAGGAGGUUUGAUUUUGGCAAUCGAUGGUAAGAAUGGAAACAUUCUGUGGGAAUUGAAGGAUUACUCGGAUCUGGAGAGCUACGCCGAAACGAGCAUCGAUCUGUACACGAUCAAUGUGGUAAGAGAUUUGAAUAACGAUGCAAUUCCCGAUGUUUUGGCCGUUCACGUCGAGGAAACCCAACGAGCUCACGGAGGUCACAUCAAAUUGAUAUCCGGUGCUACCGGCAUAAUCUUGAAAAGCAUUCCAACACCGUACCGGGAGGAAAUGUUCGUACCGAUUCAGACUCUGGUGCAUAAGGACGGUUCGGAGCAGUUUUUGAUGGUUACGGGAGGACAGAAUUCACCCGGCGGAAUCUACGCGUUGAAACAGGAGAGUUUGAUGAAAUUUACCGAUGAGAAAGCAUUUGAACCAGUAAAACGGAUCGAUAUGUCGGGAUUUAUGGUUCCGGCCGUUCUGACAGAUGUUAAUGGAGAUUCGGUUGACGAUAUCGUUGUGAGUUCCUUCAACUCAACGGUAUACGCUUUCGAUGGAGUCAAUAGAACGCAACUAUGGGAGUAUACAAUUCCAGAUUCGGAAAGUGUCAGUUCAAUUGUUCCUGGUCACUUCGAUCACGACAACGUUACCGAUUUCAUGGUGAAAUACAAUACUGGACCUGGAUUCCCAAUCUACUACUACUCGCAAACUACGAUACUGAAUGGAACGAACGGAAAACCUUUCCUGGACACAAGCGUGAAGGAUUCCGGAGGCCCCAACAGUUUACUUGGAGGUGUUUCCAUAUCCCAAACCGGAGGUGGAGAUUUUUUCCUUCAUUGGCAGAUUCAGUGUAGGGACAAACAGAAAACCACCGAAGAAUACCAAUUUAUUCCAGACAGUGACAUUAUCCAGCAAUCCCGAGCGGACACCUGCAUGCUCCGAUACAACAAGUCAUCCAUUUUGAAGCUAUACGCCAUCAACCGUCACGUGGAACCGCCCGGAGCGAUUAUCUUCUCCACGGAUGACUUGGCGAUCCGGCUUAAUGAAACGGAAACGCAACGAAUGCGCGAGGAGUACGUGGCCCCGAUCAAGCAUCCGAAGAUGAAGUUGAAAGUCAAAGAUGACGGUCAGAAGGCUAGCGACACUCAACAGGGACAGGUGCGAAUGGAUAAAAAGUUUGAUCAACACAGUGCUCCUGCUAAUAUGGAGGUCGAUGGCAGCACUGCAAGUGAUGUGGGCGUGGUUAUGACCGGUCCCAAAAAGGUCGCCAGCGAGCUUAGAAAGCAGAAACUACGGGAACAGAUGCUAAAUUCGAACAGAAUUCCGGAAACGCUGGAAGUCGAAGAGGAGCACAAACGUAAGGAGAAGAUGAACUUGAAUGACGUUUACAAAAAGUACACCUACAAUGCGAAUGAUGGUGAAGAUCCGUUGAACGGUGAAGGUGACAAGCCAUACAUUUAUCUUCCCUAUGACCAGAUGGACUCUGAUCCGCGAAAUCCAUUCAUUCAGAAUCAAAUUCCUGUUCCACCGCCUCAGUCGGACUACGACUAUAGUGCAGUUAACGAUGAAGACAAUCGACGCAGAUAUCAGCGGCCACGCUAUCGUAACACUGAAGCCCGCUACUCUGGAGGAAGAGACGUGAGGAGUAAGUUUGGAGGUUUCGAUGAAACUGAAUUAGACGAAUCUUCUCUUGAGCAAGGAGCAUUCAACGAGACGAAUCCCAACUCUCAAACCGUCAAAAAAGUUCUACUAAGUGAUGAUAUCCUCGAAGAACUAAAGGAAAAUCAGCGUAGCCCCAAGGGUUCCAAGGAGACACUGUGGGAUCUAGAGAUGGAAAAGGAAGCCAAAGAAGCAGUGAACGAUAUAAAUUCCUUAAACUUUGAUUACAACAAAAAAGAAAAGCGCCAAUCAGAACCCAAGACAAACAGUUCGCAACCGACAACAAGCCCGUCGGCAUCAACUACCCCGGAACUAAUGCCGAAUGAAAACAUUCUUCCGUCCAUCGCUUCGACAGGAGUCCUACUGAAAUCGCUCAACACAUCCAACGUCAACCCAACCAUCGACUAUGUGUUUGUGAUGAAUAUCCGUGAGUCGGAAACGUACCCACCACUGUUCCUCGAGCAGGACCUGACGUGUGUGCAGGAGAAACUGUCGGCCUACCGCACCUUCAGCAGUGACGAUCUGCUACAACUAGAGAAAAAGUUCCUGAAGCAGUGUUUGAAAUCACGGCUUCCGAAUCUAAAACCGAGCUAUCAAAAAUUCGAAACUCAAAUCAUCAUUACCAGGCUGGAGAUUGGUUGUUCUUGCGGCGCCGAUCUGAAUCCUGCGCGGGAAGUCUGUUCCAAACUGCACAGUUACGACCAGCAGAGAUGGACAGAAUUCAUGGGUAAUGCCGGAAGUGGUACCUACUGAGAUCAAGGCGGAGAGGGUGAGAGGUUCUGAGGUCCCGCCGAAGAUCAACACCAGUGACAUGCACACGAUGGAAGUUGGAGCACAACCAAAUUACAUUCUUCUACUGUCAGAAACUCAUCCUUACCAAACGCAUCCUUGAGCUCUUCUAGUAUAUCUUCCAAACUACAAACACUACAAUGUAGCAACAUAGGAUUUCCUCUUUGACCGUAAAUCAUGUACAAACUGCUAAGUAUAUUGUUGAGUGCUGAUCCAAGAAGGGAAGUGAGGGAGUGGAGUUCAUUCACAUGGUCAACAAUCCAAUCACUACUUAUUUAUAUGAAGAAUGAUGAUCAUGAAUAGACUUUCAAUCAAUGGAGAAACUUGUAUUGAAAAGUAAUAUCUAGAAUAGAGCAAUGCAUCAAUAAACAUAUUUUUAGACUAAUGAAACUGAAUGGACAAAAACCUUUCAUAAGCUUAUUUGAAUCAAGACUAUUUUUAUUUACAGGUUCUAGUAAGAAAAAGAGCAAACUAAACAAUAGAAAAAGUGAAUGAUUGUAGAAAUUGGAUUUGAUGGAGAGGGCAAAUAAAAAGGAAAGAAAACCGUUUUGUUUAAUUUUUGGUCCACCUCUCUUUCAAAAGUAUUUCGAUUCUUCUGUUAGUCGAAAGAAAGGCUUGGCAGAUAGAAAGAUUAUUAUCGAAGAAAAUUCUACAUUUUCUUUUGGGAAUGGGUACAAAUUGAUGUCACGCUGGUUAAAAUUGGCUUUGAGUGUAAUGUUUACAUAUGCAAAAUUUCUUCUCAAAAUGGCAAGUAUUUAUCCAGAGUUUCCAUGUUUCCAACCUAAAAGUGCUAAAAAGGUGUUUCGCAAAACACUUGCUGGUCGACAAUUCGAUCGGAACCCGUGUGGUAAAAUUGUUCCACGAGACCCAGACGAUUAGACAAUGGAAAUGAAGCCGAAAAAUGUGGACUCAACCAGCCGGCAUCAUAAAAGGCCAAAAAUAAAAAUAUCUCCCAUUUCACUUGUUGCCCUUCCUCUGGGCUCACGUGGGCGAAACACUGUUCUAUCGGAAUCUGACAUCUUUCCUUUAUGCGAAACCGACGAUGAAGAUGUACGAAGGCAUUGAUGUUGUUGUACAGUAGGAGGCAAAUUCAAUAAACGAUAACGUUAAGUCCAAGGUGCAGGUUUAGCCUAGGAGCUUGAAUAAACCAACUACGCAGAAACAUAGCUAUUAAGCGUUUAUUAAUUUUCUGAUAGUUUAAAAAAUAUUGCACUUAGAAUGAAUUUAUCUGAUAAUUUUUAUCUGUUACAUUUUUAUCGAGUACUGUCUUUAGUGUGUAAAAUACUAAACAAAAUGAUGCGGAUGCGAAAA
Messenger RNA from Malaya genurostris, 5358 nucleotides. RefSeq lists its product as uncharacterized. Bases 808 to 4011 code for a protein of 1067 amino acids. NCBI's taxonomy places the organism in Eukaryota, Metazoa, Arthropoda, Insecta, Diptera, Culicidae. The transcript is spliced from 7 exons. The record is from RefSeq and is a predicted model, not a curated record.